Epinephelus lanceolatus (giant grouper) is the source of this 1107-nucleotide messenger RNA. The record is from RefSeq and is a predicted model, not a curated record. Lineage: Eukaryota; Metazoa; Chordata; Actinopteri; Perciformes; Serranidae.
UUGGCAGGAAUCGACAUCCUGGUGAACAACGCCAGCGCCAUCAGUCUGACAGGAACUCUGGAGACGCCCAUGAAGAAGGUCGACCUGAUGCUGGGAAUCAACCUGAGAGGGACUUACCUGACGUCUAAGCUGGUCAUCCCUCACCUGCUGAAGAGUCAAAAUCCUCACAUCCUGAACCUGUCGCCUCCGCUCAACCUCAACCCCGUCUGGUUCAAGAACCACACAGCGUACACCAUGGCGAAGUAUGGCAUGUCCAUGUGCGUCCUGGGAAUGGCUGAAGAGUUCAGAGGUCAAAUUGCUGUCAACGCCCUUUGGCCUAAAACCGCGAUCCAGACAGCAGCUAUGGACAUGUUGGGUGGAGAGGGCAUCAGUAAACAGUGUCGCACAGCUGACAUCAUGGCGGACGCCGCCUACGCCAUCCUGUCCUGUUCAAAGGACUACACGGGUCACUUCGUAGUGGACGAGGACAUCCUGAAGGAACAGGGAGUCAAAGACUUCGAUCAGUACGCCGUCCUGCCAGGUCACCCCCUGCUGCCAGACUUCUUUCUGGACGAAGCACCGGAGGCGCUGGCCAAACAGAUGGAGCAACACGGGGCGACCCCAGCCUUCAAACCACCAUCAUCAUCGUCAGCCACACCUCCCUCCGGUGGACCAAUAGAAAGCACGUUUGAUGUGAUCAGAGGAAUCAUUAACGAAGAUGUUGUCAAGUCAACGCAGGGCAUUUAUCAGUUUGACCUGUCAGGAGAUCACUCGGGCGUUUGGUUCCUGGACUUGAAGAGCGGCCCUGGCAGCGCUGGUCAGGGCCAACCGCCCGUCAAAGCUGAAGUCAUCAUGACGAUGGACUCCAAUGACUUCACUAAGAUGUUUGCAGGGAAGCUGAAGCCCACGCUGGCCUUCAUGGCGGGGAAACUGCGGAUCAAAGGUGACAUGACGCUUGCCAUGAAACUGGAGAAACUCAUGAGCCGCAUGAACAAGGCCAAACUGUGAGACUGAAGCCCCGCCCCGGCCCCUGUCAGGCCCCGCCUCCUGUUUGAAGCUGUACAUGUUGCCUUACUAAUGAAAGAAUAGUAAUAUGUGUUAAUAAAAUCCACCUUGAUAAUAAAGUGA